This is a messenger RNA of Mauremys reevesii (Reeves's turtle), 1336 nucleotides long. RefSeq names its product motor neuron and pancreas homeobox protein 1-like. Gene Ontology annotation, cellular component: nucleus. Lineage: Eukaryota; Metazoa; Chordata; Testudines; Geoemydidae. Gene Ontology annotation, molecular function: DNA-binding transcription factor activity, RNA polymerase II-specific; sequence-specific double-stranded DNA binding. Gene Ontology annotation, biological process: central nervous system development; spinal cord motor neuron cell fate specification; regulation of DNA-templated transcription. The record is from RefSeq and is a predicted model, not a curated record. The coding region runs from base 1 to 1275 and encodes 424 amino acids. The transcript is spliced from 5 exons.
AUGAAAUUCCCCGAAGCCAAACGGAAGGUGCUGCACGUCGGGAAGAAAAGCCAAAUGCACAAAUACAGACGGGGGGAGACCUGGCUGGGCAGCAGCGCUGCUGAGAAGGAGCUGGGAGUCGUGGUGGAGCACAGCCGCAGCAUGGGCCAGUCCCGGCGCGAAUCGCCGUGUAAAGCGGCGCAGCAGGAGUGGCUCGAGGCCGCGAAGAGGCGGGGCCUGCCCCGGGAGGAGGCUGCGGACGGUCCUGUGAGGAGUGAAGCCGCCGCGGGGAGCUCCUGCCUCCGGGGGAGCAGCGAGGGUGCGGGACUUGGGGUGGCCGAGAGCCCCCCGCGUCUCUCCCGAGGGCGCCGGGUCCGCAGGGGGCCGGGCCGUGCAGCCCCCAUGGAGAAGUCCAAGAACUUUCGGAUCGACGCCCUCCUGGCUGAGGACCCCCCCCGGCCCGUGCCGAGCGCCUCCCCGCAGGGCCUGAGCCCCGAGAGCUUGGCGGGGAGCCCCGGCUCCUGUGCCCGCACCGAGACGCCCUCUCCCCGUGCGCCCCAGGGCGCGGCCCCCCUGCCUGCCCCGGGAUUCAUCCCCAAGCCCGGCUUGCUGCAUCUGCCCCCUCCCGGACUGAGCGCCCUGCCGGCCAUGUACCCGGCCCCCCUGUACUCGAUCGGGGCGCUGGGGGGGCAGCACCCGGCUUUCCCUUAUCCCGGCUUCGCCCACCUGCCUCAGCCCGGCCCGGAGCACCUGAAGGCCGCGGCAGUGGCUGGAUCGUUCCCGCUGGAGUACUGGAUCCGCGCUGGAAUGAUGGUCCCCCGGCUCUCGGACUUCCACGCCCCUCCGCAGUCCGGCCUGAUGGGCAAAUGCCGCCGGCCACGCACGGCCUUCACCAGCCAGCAGCUGCUGGAGCUCGAGAACCAGUUCAAGCUCAACAAGUAUCUGUCCAGGCCCAAGCGCUUCGAGGUGGCUACGUCGCUGAUGCUGACGGAGACGCAGGUGAAGAUCUGGUUCCAGAACCGCAGGAUGAAGUGGAAACGCAGCCGGAAAGCCAAAGAGCAGGUGGCCCAAGCCGAGGCUGAGAAGCAAAGAGGGGUCAGCAAAGCCGCCGAGAAGCUGCUGCCCAGCGAGCUGCAGGGGCAGGAGGAGGGCCCUGAAUUCAACAGGCACGGUGCCAGCGUGGAGUUCCUGCACCGCCGCGCCGCAGAGCUCGGCUACAGCCCGGGCUCCUCGUGCUCCGGGGAGGAAGAGGAGCAGUUCAGCUCCACGGACAGGAAGAUUGGCUCAGCGUUAUGAAAGGCAGCCCCGAGCGAUCACCCCAUGAAACAGAGCAGGGAGAGCAGCCCAGAGCCGGAGC